AUGAUGUUCCACCGCCUCCAGAAGGCAGUGACGACAUCAGUGGACUGUCAGCCAGGAAGGGCUCGCAGGCAGAUCAGGGUGCUCGACGCGCUGGACGCUGCGAAGACACAGUGGUAUCACUUCACGGCGGUGGUAAUCUCCGGCAUGGGCUUCUUCACAGACGCCUACGACCUCUUCUGCAUCUCCCUCGUCACCGACCUCCUCGGCCGCAUCUACUACCACAAUACGGCCUCUGACGACCCUGGCUCGCUCCCUAAACGUGCCGCGGCUGCCGUCAAAGGCAUCGCGCUUCUUGGCACCAUGUUCGGGCAGCUCUUCUUUGGUGUACUUGGUGACAACAUGGGACGGAAGCGCAUAUAUAGCGUCACCCUUGUACUCAUGGCUGUCUGCUCCAUCGCCUCCGGCCUCUCAUUCCACCACACGCCAACGACGGUUGUGACAACGUUGUGCUUUUUCCGCUUCUGGCUCAGCUUCGGUAUCGGUGGUGACUACCCGCUAUCAGCCACUAUCAUGACGGAGUAUGCCAACAAGAAGACCCGUGGUGCGUUCAUGGCCGCUGUAUUUUCCAUGCAGGGAUUGGGAAAUCUCGCUGCUGGUGUUGUUGUAUUAACAGUCUCAGGGAGCUUCAUGAACACACCGACCUACACAGCUGACAUGGUUGGAACGGCUGACUACGUGUGGCGCAUAGUUCUAAUGUUUGGCGCCAUACCAGCUCUCCUCACGUUCUACUGGCGCAUGAGAAUGCCCGAGACAGCGCGCUACACGGCUCUAGUUGGCAGGAACUUAAAGCAAGCUGUCUCCGAUAUGAACAAGACCAGCUGGUUUGGCGAUGCAAAGAAGGAAGGCAUACUGGAGCAGACACACAAAAUUGCCAAGAUACAAGCGCUUAUUGCAGUCAGUGGCACCCUUCCAGGCUACUUCUUCACCAUCAUGUGCGUCGACAGCAUAGGACGUAUUGCCAUCCAAUUGAUGGGGUUCACCAUAAUGACCAUCUUUAUCCUAGUCUUAGCCGCCAUGAACUUCUCGAAAAAGGCUGGAAGUCAUUUGCCCAUUGGAUUCACCGCCGUCGUGUACGGAUGCAUCUUCUUCUUCGCGAAUUUUGGUCCUAACUCCACCACCUUCAUUGUGCCAACUGAGAUCUUUCCAACACGACUGCGAUCUACGUGCCAUGGCAUCGCUGGUGCAGGGGGGAAGGCUGGAGCAAUUGUUGGAGUAAUGUUGUUCCUCUAUGCUGGGAACAGCAUCCCACUCAAACUGCUGAUGCUUGCUGGUUGCAACCUAGUUGGCAUUGUAUUCACUGUUUUUUUGCCAGAGUCCAAACGAAUGUCCCUCGAGGACAUCACUGGCGAGAUACAGGAAGAGAUGGAACACGAACCUGAGCAAUGUUAA
This is a messenger RNA of Miscanthus lutarioriparius, 1389 nucleotides long. Lineage: Eukaryota; Viridiplantae; Streptophyta; Magnoliopsida; Poales; Poaceae. The record is from the annotation of a GenBank genome assembly.